AUGAAAGUGACCCUUUUGUGUUGCUUAUCCCUGUCCUUAAGUCCUUAUCUAUCAGCUGUUCCAACGCCGCUGAUCAACCUUCAUGAGGGUUUUAUUGGUCUUAAUGACAGAUUCAUGGAGCCUCCUUACUUUAGUAAGAUCUCUUUUCUAGUAUUAUAAUUUUAUUUUAUAAGAACCCAUUGCCAAAAAUAAGGCUUACACCUUGGAGAUUUUCAUGGGGAAUGUGGACGAGUUCGAUUACAUGGUGGAUUACUGUGUGGCCAAUAACAUUCGUUUUAUGGAUAGCUACGGGUAUGUUUGCUCUGCCCCAGGUGUUUUACUGAUUCAUCUCCCGAAUGACCAUCGGGAAAUUGGAUAAACGAUAAAAACGAAAAAGGAAGAGCUUUCAGGUGUUUGCGUCCAGAUAACGUGUUCUCCGACUAUCUGGAGACCGAGCAGUAUACACGCCCGGGGGCUGUGAAGAGAACUCUUGUCCACUUUUAUCCCCAGGAUGUGUUCCUCAACAUCGAGUGUGUAAUCACCGUAUUUUCUUGCAGUGGAUGUGCUGAGGUGAGUUGCUAUUAUAGUUGAUAAUGCAAUUCCAAUUUGUGUUGAUUUAAUUAAUUUUUGAUGACUUAAUUAUUCUUCCAGCAUUCUUGUCACACUCAUCCGCGGAUACGGUAUCCUAACUUCACAAUGCCCAUCAGAUGUAGUUACCCGGUCAGUCAGCCCUAUGCCCUCCCUCCCACUCAACCGUAUCCCAUCGUCCCGCCUGCCCCUCCAGCCCCCUCUCCCCCCUUGCCUUACCCUCUGGCACCCCCUCCCAUUCCAGUGCCGGGCCCUCAGAGAUGUGAAAGAUGUCUUUGGGGACUACCCUGGUGGUUGUGGCUGAUCUUCUUCAUACUUCUACUGAUUCUCCUCUGUCUGAUUAUCUCCCUGUGUCUAUGUUGUCUUCUCAGAAGAAGACGAAGAACACGACUUACAGAAAACACAGUUCCGCACAAAGAGAUCUACACCAUAGAAAAGGGGAUUCAGGCCGAGAAACUCUCUGAUUCUAGUGGACUAACAAGAAGAGAGUUAGAUCGGCAUGGAAGUGUGCGGUUAAUCAACGAACACCCAUCAAUAAAUAACAGAAGCAGAAGAAGUUUGAGUGUAGAUAGACACCAUCAGAGAAGUGAAGAAACACGACGGGAAACUGGAGAAGAACAGAGAAGAUUGGAGCAGAUGAGAAGGGAUGAACGGAGGGAUCAGAUGGUCAGAGAACAAAGGAUGAGGGAACAGGCGAUCAGAGAGGAAAGAAGUCGAGAGCAAGCGGCCAGAAGGCAUGGUAAUGGCCAUAAAAGAGCAGGAGGGGCUGCUUAUGACAACCAUCAGUUUGACGUAUACGAAGAAGAUGGAAUGGAGCGAGUAGUCACUGAAUCUCGGGUAUUUUAUGGUAUGUUUAGUGUGUCUGCGAAGCUGGGAUAGGCAUUAUUUGAAUGUCAUGUAAUUUUAGAAAAUUAUCCUCCAACCACGCAGACCACGGAAAUCAGCGCGGAAAGAAGCGGGGAGAGUUAUGUCUCCCCUCAUCCGCCAUCAAUUCAUCUUCAACUACAAAGGGAAUUACAAGACAAUCAGCGAAUGCGGCAACGGAGAGAGCCCUUGGAAGAAUACCGAGAAGAUGGGGAAGAAAUAAGGAAUGCCCGAAGCUAUCGAAAUCGACCAAUCCAUCAUUCGAACGAGGCCCUCAGAGAAGAGACUGUACGAACAAUGCGACAGUCCUCAGUAAUAUAA
This is a messenger RNA of Bursaphelenchus xylophilus (pine wood nematode), 1752 nucleotides long. The record is from the annotation of a GenBank genome assembly. Lineage: Eukaryota; Metazoa; Nematoda; Chromadorea; Rhabditida; Aphelenchoididae.